CGACAGCAGCCGCCAUGGUAGCCUGGUCCGAUCAGGAGCGCAGCAUCAUCACCUCCAUCUUCUCCAACCUGGACUAUAACGAUGUGGGCCCCAAGGCUCUCAUCAGGUGUCUGAUCGUCUACCCCUGGACUCAGAGGUACUUCGCCAGCUUCGGUAACCUCUACAAUGCUGACGCCAUCAAGACCAACCCGAACAUCCAGGCCCACGGAACCAAGGUUCUGCACGGCCUGGACCGCGCUGUCAAGAACAUGGAUGACAUCAAGACCACCUACGCCGAGCUGAGCGUGCUGCACUCCGAGAAGCUGCACGUCGACCCGGACAACUUCAAGCUGCUGGCUGACUGCCUGACCAUCGUCAUCGCCGCCAAGAUGGGCUCCGGCUUCACCCCGGAGAUCCAGGCGACCUUCCAGAAGUUCCUGGCCGUGGUGGUGUCCGCCCUGGGGAAGCAGUACCACUGAACCCGGCGGCGGCGGCCCAAACCCGGGAGCAGAGCUCCGCGCCCGGCCGGGAAGCGACUCUCCUCUGGGAAGAAAUAAAAGCUGAGAAAAAGCAGAACGUUCUCCUGACUCCUGUUUAAACACCAGAACCAAAUGUGACAUAUUCAUGUUGCAAAAAAUAAAAUGAGUCCAUGAAUCAA
This is a messenger RNA of Xiphophorus hellerii (green swordtail), 637 nucleotides long. It is a transcript of the gene hbbe2, whose product is annotated as hemoglobin beta embryonic-2. Gene Ontology annotation, cellular component: haptoglobin-hemoglobin complex; hemoglobin complex; blood microparticle. The transcript is spliced from 3 exons. Lineage: Eukaryota; Metazoa; Chordata; Actinopteri; Cyprinodontiformes; Poeciliidae. The record is from RefSeq and is a predicted model, not a curated record. Gene Ontology annotation, biological process: hydrogen peroxide catabolic process; oxygen transport. The coding region runs from base 15 to 458 and encodes 147 amino acids. Gene Ontology annotation, molecular function: oxygen carrier activity; heme binding; oxygen binding.